Molecule: messenger RNA, 4375 nt
Organism: Lepisosteus oculatus (spotted gar)
Lineage: Eukaryota; Metazoa; Chordata; Actinopteri; Semionotiformes; Lepisosteidae
Gene: faxcb
Product: failed axon connections homolog, metaxin like GST domain containing b
Cellular component (GO): cytoplasm
Source: RefSeq, a predicted model, not a curated record
CGUGACUGUAAUUAUGUAAGAAACAGACUGUUAACCCCUAUUUUUUUAGAUCGUGAAUAAACACGAGUGUAAAUUUUAAAAUAAUAAUCGCUAUGACUACAGCAAGCCAUUUCACGAUUGCAAAACUCAGUCCAGAUAACCAGCCCGCUAUCUUGAGAAUGAAAACUGAGGGGUAGAUUGUUCUAAUUCGUAAUGUGCAUUGCAAAUCAGGUGUUUCCCAUCUAAAACUUCCUUAACCGCUGUUGUUAUCCCCGAUGGUCUUCAGAGGAGGGAGGGUUCUGCGUGUGGACAGAAUCAAUAACACUCAAUGACAUCAUGAGUUUCCCCUGGAGCAGACAAAAGGCUGAAGUAGCUGCGGAAGGAUGCUGUCUCCUAUGCAGAGACCGGGACCGGGCAGAAUGUUGUCUUUUCGCAUUCUGCAUCUGAAAUUACCGGUCCCCCUGCAUUUGCACUAAUGCAACAAAUUUGAUGAAGCCUAAAAAAAACCGGAGUCGAGGAAGCGGGCGGUGAAUCUGACGAAGAAUGUACUGGGGUGUUGGUUUUGCCUCGUCCCGGUCUUGUGUGGUUGAUCUGAGCAGGAAUCAAAGCUUUUCUUUUGGAUUGUGCGGCUCCGAUGAUCACUACUCCCUUUAUGGGUACAUCGUCACUUUCCCUCUGCAGGACUACAGCUGGAUCAUGUCGGGGCUGGGGUCAGAUUCCUGGUGGAAAAAAACCCUGUAUUUGACCGGGGGGGCCCUGCUCGCCGCUGCUGCCUACCUUCUUCAUGAGCUGUUGGCAAUCAGAAAGGAACAGGAGGUUGAUUCAAAAGAUGCAAUUAUUCUCCAUCAGUUCUCAAGGCCAAAGAAUGGAGUUCCUAGUUUGUCACCAUUUUGCUUAAAGAUGGAAACUUACCUCAGAAUGGUGGACUUACCUUAUCAGAAUUACUUUGAUGGAAAGCUUUCUCCCCAAGGGAAGAUGCCAUGGAUUGAAUACAACCAUGAAAAGGUCUCAGGAACUGAAUUUAUCAUAGACUUUUUAGAAGAAAAACUGGGAGUGAACUUAAAUAAGAACCUGAACCCCCAUGAAAGAGCUGUAUCCAGGGCCGUGACUAAAAUGGUUGAAGAACACCUGUACUGGACCAUUGCCUACUGCCAGUGGGUGGACAAUCUGCAGGAGACUCAGAAGAUGCUGUCUGUCACGGGGCCUCUCAGUGAUCUGCUGAAGUGGAUCCUCAGCCACCUGACCCGAGGUAUCGUCAAGAGGGAGAUGUAUGGUCAUGGCAUCGGGCGCUUCUCCCAGGAGGAAAUCUACGCACUGAUGGAGAAAGACAUGCGAACUCUAGCAACCCUUUUAGGUGAUAAGAAAUAUAUAAUGGGACCAAAACUUUCUUCAGUAGAUGCUACGGUGUUUGGACAUUUAGCUCAGGCAAUGUGGACACUACCAGGCACAAGGCCUGAACAGCUGAUUAAAGGUGAGUUAAUAAACCUAGCCAUGUACUGUGAAAGAAUCCGAAGAAAAUUCUGGCCGGAGUGGAGUGAUGACUUUGAUUUUUAUGACGAGACCAGUGAAGACAGCCUGACGCCAACACAACUCCAUGAGUACGGCUUGUACUCCCGAACUGAAACAUUCGAAGAAGAAGUGACAGAAAGCAGUCUGUCUUUCUCUCACACGCCAGACACAGACUAUACCGGACAUUCACUCUUUGACUCAGAUGUUGAAAUGGAAGAAUUCACAGAUCAAGAGCACUUAGAUGGAGCGAAUAAGUAAUCACAUGUACAGUAGGUGCAAGGUGCCGGUCUUUCAAGGAUGUCAAAAUGAAUCAUAUGAGGAAACCAUUCACUAUAACAGUAAGGUAAAUUAAUGAAUAACAGAUUGCAUAAUAAGAUUUCAGGAUAAAAGGUGUUCAGAUGGAUUGAAAAACAGAAUACAAGAGAGAAGAGUAACCACUACUGUUUUGAUUUUACACUUAUUGUAUUCGGCUUCUUUCUAAUGGUAUGUGCUUGGACAACCUCAGUAAGGACCAAUAACAUAUUCGGGUAUCAGUGGUAAGACAGUUAAAUAUUUUAACUGCUAUAUUUGUUGGGUUUUUUUCCCACAGCAAAAAGCUACAGUAUGUAACUUUAAAUCCCAGACCCAUCACUCUUUAAGCAUCAGCCAUUCAAUGAUUCUUAACAUUCCAUGAGUUCACAUUAAAAACAGAGGAGCAUGUGGUGCGUUUUAUGUGCCACAACAAUGCAGUUUUUGGAGAAUAAAAUAUACACAAGGCAGCGUGUAGCUAGUCUCAUUUUUCAGUGUCUGAAAUUCCCCAAGUGCAGAAAGUUUCAUUUUAGAAAGUCAUCACAACACAACAUUUGCUCGAAGAAAUCUCUUUGAUUUUUGUUUUGGCCUUCAUAGAAAUAUUACCACUUCCUCUCUCUAUAUCCCAUGUAAGUCGGCAACAUAUGGAAAUAAAUCUCUUAUUUUAAUUAUUUUUAGGUUAUAUUAGCCAAAAAAAAAAAUGACCAUUUGGUGGACUUAUUGUUCUCAUUGACACUUGCUCUGUCAAGUGAGAUUUUAAGAAUUCUUGUUGAAAUGAAAAUGAGAUCUCUAUACAAAUGAGACAAAGUACAAUUGGCCGGCAAGACAAAUUCGAUUUUAAAAAGUUGGAAAAUUAUUACAUUAAGUCAAGCUGAAUGAAAUUGCAUUUGCUAUUAAAAACCGGGAAAAGACAUUGAUUCAGCUGACAUUAAUGUGUCAUUUGACUAAUGAUGGUGGCUUUGGAAGCACAGGUCUUUCUCUUUGAGCAAUUUAUACUUGCACAAGUGCUGUAGUGUCAUCUGGGUAAAUAUAUCAUUGCUCUGUACUUUAACAUUGGACCACAUUGAGGUUUGUUGCCAUAUGUUUGACUUGGGGUAAGGAAUGAGAAAGCCUCCUUAAAGAAUUCAAUUCACAUUGUUACAUCAUGACUUGAGAUAAGCUGGGAUACCACUACCUCGUCACUUCACUUUUCAUCUGGAAAAAAACAGGGACUCAAAUUACUGCCUUUCUGUGUGUUUGAGAUAGAAAUGACUACAGUCUGCCUAGAUUUUUUUUGUAGCAGAUAAAAAAAUGCAUUUCCAUAGUCUUCAACUUUGAAUCAUCAUUAAUGUAUCAUGUUACAUAUGUAUGUAAAGAAUUGCCUGUUCUGCCAAAUGCAAUAACUGUGUUUGUCUUCACUUUCUAUUGACUACAUCUUCAGUGCUGUGAAUUGGUCAGGUCAGAUUUCGACAUCUGGAAAAUGAAUAAAGGUUACUCACUGGAGGUUUAAAACAUGACUAUUACCAAUUAAAAUACUCAAAAGACAGACAUUCGAAUGCACUCAGUGCAGAUGUUUCAAAGUCACUGAUCAUAAAUGUACUGGGUAAUCCAGCUCCUUAAGGUUUCUCAAUUGAAAAAUUGAAUUCAACAUUAUUUGUGCAUUUGUGUCUCAUAAUAUAAGAUAAUCAAAGUGCAUGAUUUGAAUGAAAUACAGUUAUUUACAUGUUUUUGCCUUAGUGAAUAAGAAAGAAAUCAAAAGCAACAGGUCAAUGGAGAGUAAAAUGUAUAAACACGUCGCUUGAAGACGGGAGGACUGAGCCACUCCUCGUUUAUUUAUUUAUGCACUUUGGAAGGGGAAAUAGGUGAAACCCUGUUGUAUAAAUUGUAUCAUUUUUCUUUUCAGAUGGUAAAUGUCGUGGGUUCUGAAUAUUCUGUUGGAACCCUUAAAAAUACCGUAUUCAAGCUUGUAUUUUAUUUUGUAAAGUUUGCUUCAUAUGCUCAGUAUACUCUCCAGUUACAGUGAUGUUGCUGAACAGCAGCACUCUUUUAAAAGAACUUGGUUUUGGCGUUCACUUGUUUAUGCGAUUUGUUACUUAGCUAUGCACAUAGAAUGCAGUACCAAAUAAAUGUCUAAAUCGGUGAACUCAAUAAAACCUAUUAUUUAUAUAGAUUAGUAAAGCUAAUAGCUCAGGUAAGACAGUUCAAGACUGAGCCGACGUACCAGAAAUCUUUGAUGAAAUGUCUCAAAAUGUAUGUGUAUUAAAGUGACUGUAGUAGAUCAAAACAACAUUACUGUCACAUGAAAACUGUGUAACAGUUUAAUUGCAGCUGAAUUUACCUUUAAUCUUGGUUAUAAAAAAAUAUGGAAAGAGCAGUUUUUGAAAUGUAAGAAGGGUGUGUCUGGCAUGUGUUGAAAACAUAACUGGGUUGUGUUGCAACAUUUUGUGCUGAGUAACUCAUUCAUUUAGAAAUCUGCAUAAGACAUUCUGAGGGUCCUGUUUUUAACACUGAAAUGCGGUGACCUGUCUGAUUAGAACUUAAUUAGAUAUGUACUCUUUUGUGACCAUGGACAUAUCUGUACAACUAGUUUAUAAAGCCAUAUUAAAGAUUUUACAUCAUA